GGGCGCUGUUCGCUGUUUUCGCAAGCUGCGUCAUUCCAAAACAAAGUUGUCGACUAGCUCGCACUCACGCUUCCUGCCACCACCCAUCCAUUCAUUCUCCCCACCGAGGCGCGUUCGAUCUCAGCCUUGCGCGCACAUCAACUCGUACUUUUCUUUUCUUCCCACCCACAUUGACAACGCGACAGCAACGCGACACGACGCGACAAAUGGCACCCACGGCAGUCAUCGAGCGCCAAGCGCCAGAUGUCGUCCCCAAUGCGACGACACGCGCGCCCGUACGAUCGCGUCUCCCCACGGCGCUGCGCGUGCCCAUCCUCAUCAGCCUGAACAUGGGCAUCAACAUGCUGCUCUGGGAGUUUACCGCCAAUUUCCUCAAGCCCGAGCUGGGCACCGUCAGCAAAGUGCCCAACGAGGACGAUGUCACGUCUUUCUACUCGCCCGUCGCGCGCAUUGCCAUGCGCUUCCUGACGGUUUGGAUGACGUGGUACUUCAACUACGACUUCUACGAUGUCUCGGCCCUCACCGUCCUUACCUACGCGCCCUUUACUUACCUCCUUACCACCUUCUACGACAUCUCGGCCUUGACCGCCGCGGCCAACAUUUCCAUUGAGGUCCUCUCCUUCGCCGUACCCACGUACCUCCUCCGCCCACGCUCCAUCGUCCACAGGAGCAACGAGCCCCUGCGCAACCGCUUCCUCCUCAACAGCGUGCAAGUCCAAGUCUCUUCCUCGAUGCUCGCAGCAGGCGUCUACGUUACCAUUCUCUGGGCUGGCCUGAAGAGCGGUCUCCUGAACACUUUCCUCGUCCAGUACUUCGACAUCCCCACCCUGGAAGCCGCACAUCUCGAGACUCCCGUGUCCAUCCUCAUCAAGACUGUCGUUGUCGGCAUUGCCGCCAAGGCCUUCUUGCUCAACCCUUCAUUCGCAGCCCAGCGCUCCGGUACCCAGACACCGGCUGACGAGUUCGAUCCCGCAACCGCGACCCUGCCCAAGACGCUUGAACACAACUUCUUCAACUUCAGCAAGAGGACUAGGACACUGAUUCAGCAGACGCUUAUUCUGAACGCAUUCUUGUUCGCCGGUACUGUCCAACGGUGUAUGACGCUCAUUGGUACCGACGUUGUUGGUGCGGUAGGAUAUGCGGGUGUGUGGGUUGCGGCGAAUACAGUGGUCGCGUUGUGGUAUGGUUGGGUUGGAGAUACCAGUGCCGACUACGAGCCGUUGUAAAGGCUGCACAGACAGAUAGAGCCAAGGUGUGGCAUCGAGGUAGCCAUAGCGUGUGUUAGUGUGGGAAGCAUUAAUUGCGUGGCACGUUUGUCUUCAAUGUCACAGCAUGUAGGACGUGGGAAGGAGAAACUGAGAGGUUGUUUGGUUUCCUUUGGACAGAAGACAUGGGUGUGUCGAGUGGAGACGCAAUGUCCGGUAGCUUAUUUUGAUACCAAUUAUUUUACUUUUUUUUUCGUUCUCAUUGUCCUUGUUUCCCAUCCUCCUUUCUACUCCACAUAAAACACCUCUUCGGUCUGUCCCCACCAUCCCGGUCCCUUUGCG
Messenger RNA from Alternaria alternata, 1547 nucleotides. RefSeq lists its product as hypothetical. The transcript has 2 exons. NCBI's taxonomy places the organism in Eukaryota, Fungi, Ascomycota, Dothideomycetes, Pleosporales, Pleosporaceae. Bases 207 to 1226 code for a protein of 339 amino acids. The record is from RefSeq and is a predicted model, not a curated record.